AUGGUGUCUUCGAGGGCAAAAGACCACUCGAUAAUUGGCUCCUCCUGGACAACUCUCGGUAUUGCAACAAUAUUGGUCGCUCUUAAACACCGUGCAUGCGUUGUUGCAGCCACCAGGUGCUCACAACUCAUUUGGGCAUUGACCAUUGAUGUCGGCGAUGCAGUGGAUUCACUGGCUGCAACCGUUGGAGUCCCUUGUUUGACACCGACCACGACCGGACCUGUCGAAGCUGCAACAUGUUCAAGCCCAAAUUCGAGCCGCUGUAGUGCCUGCAUCAACAUUGAUUCUCCAAGUUUGGCCACUGCGAAGCUAUCUGCUUCCAUGGCGUACGGCAGCAACCCAGGCUGUGAACGGACAAUUGUUACGAAUAUCGAAUGUGGCUACAUUGGUGCAAUGGAAUAA
Fraxinus pennsylvanica is the source of this 402-nucleotide messenger RNA. The record is from the annotation of a GenBank genome assembly. Lineage: Eukaryota; Viridiplantae; Streptophyta; Magnoliopsida; Lamiales; Oleaceae.